AUGAAUAAUUACAGACACAUAGAUGGAGAUAGUGGAUUGAUGACAUCAUAAUUUCAUUUUGGAGAUUCACCUAAGGCUAUUAUUGAUUACAGUCAAAGUGAAAGAAUUGAGACUCUAAUUUAGAAAAAUAUCAUGAGAUCAGAAAUUAAAAAACACCAAAGAGCCGAAUCUAAGGGCUUAAUAGAACAUUCAAAUAUGCAAUUAAAUGGCCAUUUGUUACCAUAAAUAACUUUAAAUUGUUAAUCUUCAGCAGUAUUUGAUUAAAUAGCACUUGAGCUUAAAUAAUAGUAUUUGAAUUUGCAUAAAUAUUUUCAAGUAACUACUCUUGUAUAUUGAGAGAAGCAAAUCAAAUGAUGUUUCUCCAAACUAAGAUUGAUUCAUUUUGCUAAAAGAUUAUUAAAAAUGCCUGUACUCCAACUUAUAUAGCAAGUUAGAGCAACAAUAGUCUUAUUUUAGUAAAAUAUUCAAAAUAAAAGCUUAAAAUCGAUGCUUUAUCUGGAGUAAACUUAUUAAUUAAAAAGUUAGAAUUAUAAAUAAAAUGAAGAUGUAUUAUUAUCAGUUUGUACUGUGGUUAAAAGAUAUAAUCAAAUUAAUAAGGAUUUUGAACCUAUAGAUGAUUUGAGCCAUAUCAAUCCUUUUGCUAUUACAGCUAUUUCAAUGAAUAGAAUAUAUGAUUAUUUGGAUGAUAAUUAAGAGUUUAAAUAAAAGUUGGAUUCUAUUUUAAAAGAUAUUGAUUCAAUAGCCAAACCAAAAAAAUAAUAAUUGUAGAAAUACAUGUAAGAGAGUUCUUAAUUGGUUCUUGAUACAUUUUAAUAGUUUAAAUAAAAAAAGGUGAAAUAUGAUUAACAAUAUUAUUUAAUGGCAAUAGAGAAAGUGGUUUUUGAAUCAGUUUAUGAUAAGCUAUUUCAUUUUUAUAUUGAUUUCAAUGAAAAGAAUGAAAAUCAAUUUAACAUCAAAAAGUAUUGAUAAAUGAAAAUAGAGAUAACAAAUAAUUGCCCAGUGUAGUGAACAUGAUACGAUGGAAUUCUUGGAAAUAAAAAAUAAAUAUAGAUUAAAUCAAUAAUAUUGGAAUGGAAUAGCUGAAUUAAAUAAGGUGGAUAAAUCUACAAAUCCUAGGGAUAAACUUAGAUCAAUAUAAUAAAUGUAAUGUUUAAUAAAAUGUAUAGAAUUAAUAUAAUAUUAUUAUUAGCAUUAAUAUAUGAAAAUAGUAAUUGUGAAUUAGCAACUAUGGAUGAUGAAUUACCAGUUAUGAUCUACAUCAUCUUAUAUAGUGAAUUUUAGAAUAAAUUUGCAUCUAUUCAUUAUGUAGAUGAUUUCUGUAACACUGAUCCAACAAUAGAAACUGGAAAAAGAACAGUAACAACUUUGAGAGUGUCUUUAGAAUAUAUUGCUAAUGAAUGGAAUAUUUGAU
Paramecium pentaurelia is the source of this 1411-nucleotide messenger RNA. NCBI's taxonomy places the organism in Eukaryota, Ciliophora, Oligohymenophorea, Peniculida, Parameciidae. The record is from the annotation of a GenBank genome assembly.